This is a messenger RNA of Cuculus canorus (common cuckoo), 6428 nucleotides long. It is a transcript of the gene NLK, whose product is annotated as nemo like kinase. Gene Ontology annotation, cellular component: cytoplasm; nucleus. The record is from RefSeq and is a predicted model, not a curated record. NCBI's taxonomy places the organism in Eukaryota, Metazoa, Chordata, Aves, Cuculiformes, Cuculidae. The transcript has 12 exons. The coding region runs from base 609 to 2186 and encodes 525 amino acids. Gene Ontology annotation, molecular function: MAP kinase activity; ATP binding. Gene Ontology annotation, biological process: protein phosphorylation; intracellular signal transduction.
GUGGGGGGGGUGCCGGGUGCGCGUGCCCGCUGUGCGCUCCGCGCUGGGCUCCGCGACGAGGCCUUCAAGGAAAAGUUGCAAACUCCCAAGUUUUGUCGCUGUGUUUGAGGGAGCAAGUGUGGAAAGGAGGGAGCUAUGUAGGAGGUGCCUGGGCGCUCAGGGAGGUGUCGAGGAGACGGAUGGAGAGGAUGUGGGAAUGGAAGGGGUAGGCUUGUCAGGCCUCUCAAGGGUGUUCCAGGGGAGACACUCCCAAUCUUCCCGCCGAGGGAAGGGGGAUUGAUCAGGUAUUUCUUUUUUAUUAAACAAAAAAAAUUUGAAGAAAAAGCCCCAGACCAAACCCAACCCCGCUGCCCAAGGAUGGAGUUUCAGUAGCCAUUCACGGCUGGACUCUUGGGGAAGAGGGUUCGUGCGCUCUGGCUCACGCACACAUGAAGAGAUUCUCCAAAUUGUUUGGCUUCGCGAAGAGAUAAGGCCAGUUGGGCUCAAUGUUUUUAAAGGUGGGCUGUGUAUGAUGAAACUCAACUUCUUUUGAAGUGUAGCAGAUUUAAUUUUUAUGGCCAAAUGACAGCUUGACCCAGUGGUUAUCCAAUCAAAGGGCAUUUUUUUGAAUGUCUCUUUGUGGCACAACAGCCAGCGCAAAAAUGAUGGCGGCUUACAAUGGCGGUACGUCUGCAGCAGCAGCAGGUCACCACCACCACCAUCACCACCACCUUCCUCACCUCCCUCCUCCUCACCUCCAUCACCACCACCACCCUCAACAUCACUUGCAUCCAGGCUCUGCAGCUGCGGUACAUCCCGUACAGCAGCAUGCCUCUUCGGCAGCCGCAGCCGCGGCAGCUGCGGCCGCGGCGAUGUUAAACCCCGGGCAGCAGCAGCCGUAUUUCCCAUCACCGGCACCGGGUCAGGCCCCUGGACCAGCUGCAGCAGCCCCAGCUCAGGUACAAGCUGCAGCAGCUGCUGCAGUUAAAGCGCACCAUCAUCAGCACUCACAACAUCCACAACAGCAACUGGAUAUUGAGCCGGACAGACCUAUUGGAUAUGGAGCCUUUGGUGUUGUCUGGUCAGUAACAGAUCCACGAGAUGGAAAGAGAGUUGCACUCAAAAAGAUGCCCAACGUCUUCCAAAAUUUGGUCUCUUGUAAAAGGGUCUUCCGGGAGUUGAAGAUGUUGUGUUUUUUUAAGCAUGACAAUGUACUCUCUGCCCUCGACAUACUCCAGCCUCCACACAUUGACUAUUUCGAAGAAAUAUAUGUUGUCACUGAAUUGAUGCAGAGUGACCUCCAUAAGAUUAUCGUCUCUCCUCAGCCACUCAGCUCGGAUCAUGUCAAAGUUUUUCUUUACCAGAUUUUAAGAGGUCUGAAAUAUCUACAUUCUGCUGGCAUUUUACAUCGAGACAUUAAACCAGGGAACCUACUUGUGAACAGCAACUGUGUUCUUAAGAUUUGUGAUUUUGGAUUGGCCAGGGUGGAAGAAUUAGAUGAAUCUCGUCACAUGACUCAGGAAGUUGUCACUCAGUAUUAUCGAGCUCCAGAAAUCCUGAUGGGCAGCCGUCACUACAGCAAUGCUAUUGACAUCUGGUCUGUAGGCUGUAUCUUUGCAGAAUUACUUGGGCGAAGAAUAUUGUUUCAGGCACAGAGUCCCAUACAGCAGCUGGAUUUGAUCACAGACCUAUUGGGAACGCCAUCGCUGGAAGCAAUGAGGACAGCUUGUGAAGGCGCCAAGGCACAUAUACUCAGGGGUCCUCAUAAACAGCCAUCCCUUCCUGUCCUAUAUACGCUUUCCAGUCAAGCUACACAUGAAGCAGUUCAUCUGCUUUGCAGAAUGUUGGUCUUUGAUCCAUCCAAAAGAAUAUCCGCUAAGGAUGCCUUAGCUCACCCAUAUCUUGAUGAAGGGCGGUUGCGAUACCACACUUGUAUGUGUAAAUGUUGUUUUUCCACAUCUACUGGAAGAGUUUAUACUAGUGAUUUUGAACCCAUCACUAAUCCCAAAUUUGAUGACACUUUUGAAAAGAACCUCAGUUCUGUUCGGCAGGUUAAAGAAAUAAUUCAUCAGUUCAUUUUGGAACAGCAGAAAGGAAACAGAGUGCCUCUCUGCAUCAACCCUCAGUCUGCUGCUUUUAAGAGCUUUAUUAGUUCCACGGUUGCUCAGCCAUCUGAGAUGCCACCAUCUCCACUGGUUUGGGAAUGAAGUGGAUGACAAUAUACUACUGAAGAUGUAAUGUAGCUUUCCACUGGAAUCUGGGAUUUGCAAUUCUGGAGGUUAAUCAUGCUUGUACUGUAAUUUUACUAAUGAAGUUUUAAAUUAACAACCACUACUUGUACAAUAUGAAUAAUAUUUAGAAAUGUACUAGACUUUUAAUUUUGUAAAGUGGUUGUGCUUUUAGAAGAAAAUAUUUUACCCAGAGUUGCACGUGUUUUAUGAAUUCUAGUGCAGCUGUGAUGGCUCAGCUCAGAACAAACAGAAUUCAACCAAAUUUGGGGAGGUUUUUUUCUUGGUUUUUUUUCUUUUUUUUCUUGUUUUUUUAAUUGAAGUGAGAUUGUACAAACGGAUAGACGUACAUUUUGAUAUUGAGCCAUUCCUGAAGAUUUGGGGUUUUCUAAAACUAAGGAAUACAGAAAACUUGACUGCGACCAAUCAUGAAGUCAUGUCAGGUGACCAUGACCACAGUAAGUGGGCAUGGCACCUGAUGAUCAAAUCCUAUAAAUAGCUUCUCACUAGAGCUGUGAUGGUGAUGUGUGCUGUUCUAAAAUCAAAUGUUGUGAGUAGAGAGAAUGAGUUUGUGACUAGGAGAGACUAAACUUCUGUUUCCUUACCCAGUAUAAAUAUAUAUAUAUAUAUUUAAUCUAUUUUUAUUAGAAGUUUUUCUGCUCUUUCUUACAUAAAACCCCUCAGCAUGCAUCUUCUAUGUGUGUAAAUAAUUCCAUUUAUGGGCUAAUUUCAGAGAUCCCUGACAUCAUUGCUGUAUAGAGAGAAACUAGCUUGCACAUUUUAGGUCUGUGAAAUUUUGUGAGAACUUUUUCCUGCACUGGACAGUUGAAAGAGAAAAAAAAAAAAAAAAAAGAAAAGGAGAAAAAAAAAAAAGCACAUAGGGAAUUCUGUUAAUUGUGUUUGUGUCCUUAGGCGAAGCUGUGGAAGUCUUGAAAUGUCACAGUAGUAAAUAACUUUUAUUACUUUUUGGCUAAUUCUUUUUUCUGUUGGAACACUGAAUUCUGUGCAUAUGUAUAUAUGAACACAAAUUGAAGGCCUCUACCUCCUGGAGUUAUACAACUUGGUUUGUUUACCUCCACAUGAUUUUUUUUUUUUUUUUUUUUUUUUUUUUAAUUUCAGUGUGGAGACUUGAAACUUGAAUGUCCCUUCCAACUUUUAUAUUUAAAACAAGACUAGAAAAUUGAAGACUGUUUUUCACCUGUACAAAGAAAUACUGAAGGGUGGUCUUAAAAUAUGAGCAUUGGUCUGGAGAAAACCAUGGUGUUUGUUAUGGACAAUUAACUGUUAAAGUUAUUGUAAGUUAUCUGUAUUUAGCAGAGUAUUUUCAACAAGAGUGAUCUGAGCUGAAAUUGGAGACUAUUAGUAACUUAUGUUUGGAAGUUUUAACUUCAAUGAAGUAAUUAUUUGCUGUGAAAGAGACAAACAUUUAAUAACUGAACAAAGAUGGUGCAAUAUCUUUGUUUUUUAUGAGGCUCCUGAGAAUAAAACCAACGGAAGCAUUUCAAUUCACUUGAAUGAGAACGUGUUUAAUUAAAAGAGCCCGAGAAGACACUGGUAUGAAAGGUAAAAUCUCAGAGGUUGGUCAGUUAAUGUGGCACACUUGCUGGUCACUUUGUAAAAUGUAGAUUUGAAGUACAGUGGUGAAAACAUUAAAUGUGACAUUUGAAAAAGAAGCAGUGUUAUCUUCAUUUCCUGUCUGAUCUCCCACCUUUAUUUAAGAACAAGUUGUUACAAUCUUGAUUAAGUACUGUCUCAAAGGACGUAAGUAAAAAGAGUUUAUAACAUCUUGGUUUGGGCAUGGUUUUGAUUUUUACACACAUAUGCGUACACACACACACACCUAUAUAUGCACAUAGAUGAGAAUUCUUAAGCACAAUUCCCUGCCCAUCGCAGGGGGGUUGGAACUGGAUGAUCUUUAAGGUUCCUUCCAACUCAGACUAUUCUAUGAUUCUAUGAAAAUAUUUAUUUACUCUUUGAGCUUGGUUCUGGACAAAGGUAGAACUUGCUGAUUAAAUCAGAACAAGCAUUUGGCUGGCACUUUAUUGGGAGGCUGAAAGACAGUCCGUCGAGUAUGGAUUUUACUAAAUUUGCCAAUUUGUGUUAUUUUUUUCAGCACAAAUGCUUUUGUGGUUUUCUGUAGUCCAAGUGCAGAGUCCAGCAUGCAGUGGGGUUGCAUAAUGUGACUGACAAUGUUCGUGGUUUAUGGUUGUGCACAUUGUAAAGAUCAGGCAAAUGGAGCUGUACAGCCCAGGCCUCCAGACCUCGCCAGGAACGAACCACUACGCACUCUUCCUCGGCACGCCCUCUCUUCCCAGGGCUGCCACAGAUCCCGUUUGUACCUCGGGUCUGUACCUCUUCUUCAAGCCGCUUCAUAAAAGUCUCCAUGAUGUUACGAACUAAGUUUUAACAUGAUUUAGAACUGGUGCUGGUGGUGUUGUUACUGCUUCGUGGUUGUCUGUCCCUCAAGUAGCUGCUGUUAAUUCAGGGCUGUUUUUCUCCAUCUGCUCAUGGGAUUCUCCUUCAGUGUGAGAAUCUGGCACCAAUGGGCAGCUUGCUCGUUGGAUCUCCUGGCUUUUUUAGGCUGUGAGCAAAUAAUGACUCAAGUGGCAAAGCCUAUGUUGUUCAUCAGUGUAUGUUUUGGAGCUCAUUGCUAGAGGUCCGUGGGUUAAUCUCACUCAUAAACAUAAAAAGAAUUAAAUGUCUUUUGGACGUUUGCUUUUCAGGGUGUCCAAACGGCUGCAGGCACAGCACUGUGCGGUGACUAAAAUUGUGUGUGCAAAGAUAAAAACCAAUUACGGUCUUAUUUUCUGUAGACUUGACUGCAUUUUACAUGUUUAAUGUAAAUCAAUUACAAUGAAAGUGGGAGCUCUGGAGGGCUGUCUUCAACAAAGACAGUUCCGUUUCUGAAGUAGACACACACAAGUUUACAUUUGGAGUGGUCUAAACGUGAGGUCAUCAAGAGAGCUGUGCUCUCUUUCCAUUGAGGUUCAAGUCUGGCUUGCUCUUUUCACAGUUGCAUCUUAAUCAAUUUUAGGCUUUGUUGAUAUCAAUGUCAAAUGAAUUAGAUUGUAAUCAUAAGCUUUAAGCCCUCUAAAUACAGGUUCUGCAUCUCCUUUCAUUAAUUGUGCCCUGAGAAGAGCACAGAAGCAUGAGGAGUGCGAAGAAAACUUCAGAACCAUUUGCAAAGUCAAAGGACCAUCCAGGCGUUGGAAGACCUGACCUCUUUGUGCAUCUUGAGUGUGAUGCAGAGGAGUGAAACAACAUCAGCUCUGGAAAAGUAAGUUGCGAAAAUCCGUUUCCUGGUGUGUGGUGAAAUAGAAUCAUAGAAUCAUUAGGUUGGAAAAGACCUUAGAGAUCAUCAACUCCAGCCGUACUUAUCUACUACUAAAUCAUGUCCCCGAGCACCUCAUUUACCUGCAUUUUAAACACCUCAGGGAACAUGACCCAACCACCUCCCUGGGCAGUGGUUCCAGUGCUUGAUAACCCUGUGAAGAAGUUUUUCCUAAUGUCAAAUCUAAACUUCUUCCAGUGCAGCCUGAGGCCAUUCUCCCUUGCCCUAUCAUCAGUUGGGAGAAGAGACAUCCACCACUCUGCAGCCUCCUUUCAGGUAGUUGUAGAGAGUGAUGAGAUUUCCCCUCAGUCUCCUCCAGACCAAAUAACCCCAGUGCCCUCAACCGCUCCUUGUAAGACUUGUUCUCCAUAGAAUCAUAGAACAGUUUGGGUUGGAAGGGACCUUAAAGCCCAUCCAGUUCCACCUCCCCUGCCAUGGGCAGGGACACCUCCCAUUGGAUCAGGUGCCCAAGGCCCCAUCCAACCUGGCCUGGAACCCCUCCAGGGAUAGGGCAGCCACUGCUUCCCUGGGCAACCUGUGCCAGUGCUUCAGCACUCUCAUAGUGAAGAAAUCCUUAUGUCAAACCUAAAUCUGCCCCUCUCCAGUUUAUACCCAUUGCCCCUCGUCCUGUCACCACAAGCCUUUGUGAACAGCCCCUCCCCAGCUUUCCUGUAGCCCCUUUCAGGUACUGGAAGGUCUCUAUAAGUUCUCCUCGCAGCCUUCUCUUCUCCAGGCUGAACAACCCCAACUCUCUCAGCCUGUCCUCCUACGGGAGGUGCUCCAGCGCUCUGAUCAUCUUUGUAGCCUCCUCUGGACCCGUUCCAACAGCUCCAUAUCCAUAUUUGAACAAACAGUUCAAGGCUCUCCACUCUCUUUCUACCACAAGUGCA